Molecule: messenger RNA, 1127 nt
Organism: Colletotrichum acutatum
Lineage: Eukaryota; Fungi; Ascomycota; Sordariomycetes; Glomerellales; Glomerellaceae
Exons: 2
Coding region: 367-1023 (218 amino acids)
Source: RefSeq, a predicted model, not a curated record
UCUCCUCGUCUUUUACCCCCAAAUCUCAUCCUUCAGCAUUCUUUGAGAUGACCCUAAGGUGCAGUCUUGAAUCUGAAUCACUAGACACAAUUUUGAGUACCAAUAGAAGUCAAUAAUGUCUAUCAAGGUGAAAUUCGCCCACAGUGACUUGAACGCCCCAAAAUGCUUUUAGCAGGUUCUUAAAUAAGUCGAUGAUCCACCAUUUGCGAGACCAGAGCGGCCGCUGAUGAGCGGCCUGUUCUUUGGUUUUUGCAGCCUCAAGAUAUUCAGUGUUCUCUCAACAACAUCGCCCUAUCAAGAUCUUAGACCCGAGAAGAAAGCAUCGGGUUCUCAUCAUAUCCAUCCCUUUCCUCAAAGAAGCCAGCAAUGCCUCUCUACAUAGUUCCGCUCGCCCGGGCAAAGAUGUGGCUCCGCCGACGAAGAGGACAACCAUGGUCGCCACGAACAAGCCUCUUGGACGAAGCCAGAUAUUCAGUUAUAGUUCUCCUCGGCGCAUGCCUCUUCACCACAAUUCUGGUCACCAUGACCUUGAUGAGAGCAUCCUCGGAGUCAAAACAACCGAUCGCCUGGAUGGCGGAGCUUUUGAUCGUCCUGAUUCUCACGCAAACUUGUUACGCAGCGGUCUUUAGCAUCCACAAAUGCAUUCUUCCCCCGCCUGGUCGCAUUGGUGGUCUGGUCUACUUCUACUGGCUCACCUGGAUCGGCUUGCAGGCUCUCAGCCUCUUCACUGUGCGGCACGCGUUGCACGAAGACUGGUCGCAGGAUACCAAGUCCGUCGCUCUCGCCUGGCUGUUCAUGAGCGCGGGGUCCAUCCUGAUAUGGACAUACGUACUGGCCUGUUUAGAUGUAGGGAGACACCGAAGGGGGAGGACGCUGCGACAUGGCACGGCUGGUCAGCUUCCGGUAGUGCAGAUGGAGGCGAGAGAGCAAGCCAUUGACAUGGAAGCGGCAGUGAGCCCGGUUCAAGCACCACCAUCCGUUGUCGUGAGGGAAGUGAAGAACGAAGAUUUGCGUUUGAGCUGACUCGGAAAGCAUCUGGACCGGCUGGAGUUCGGAAGCAAUGAAGAGGAUGAUUGAUUCAUCACGACACAUAUGAUAUGUGCGAAAUUGGCUGCUUGGAUUGAACA